AUGGCGAGCGCGGGCGGCCCGGACGCGCCGGGGGCCGGGGAGGACCGGCCGCAGUGGGACAACAAGCUGCAGUACUUCCUGAGCUGCCUGGGCUUCGCCGUGGGGCUGGGCAACAUCUGGCGGUUCCCGUACCUGUGCCAGAGCCAUGGCGGGGGCGCCUUCCUCAUCCCCUACUUCAUCGCCCUGGUCCUCGAGGGGAUCCCCAUCUUCCACCUGGAGCUCGCCAUCGGCCAGCGCCUGCGCAGGGGCAGCGUCGGCGCGUGGACGGCCAUCUCGCCCUACCUGGGCGGCGUGGGCCUGGGCUGCUUCACGGUGUCCCUCCUGGUCAGCCUCUACUACAACACGGUGCUGACCUGGGUGCUCUGGUACUUCCUGAACUCCUUCCAGCACCCGCUGCCCUGGGGCUCCUGCCCGCCGGACGGCAACCGCACAGGCCUAGAGGACGAGUGUGGCCGCAGCAGCGCCGUCAGCUACUUCUGGUACCGGCGGACCCUGAACAUCUCGGCCGACAUUGCGGACAGCGGCUCCGUGCAGUGGCGGCUGCUGGUUUGCCUGGCGGCCAGCUGGGCGCUGCUGUACCUGUGCAUCAUCAGGGGCAUCGAGUCCAGCGGGAAGGCGAUUUACUUCACGGCCUUGUUCCCUUACCUGGUGCUGACCGUCUUCCUCGUGCGGGGCCUCACCCUGCCCGGGGCCACAGAGGGCUUGAUCUACCUGUUCACCCCCAAUGUAAACCCUCCAGAACCCCGGGUGUGGCUGGACGCGGCCACACAGAUCUUCUUCUCCCUGUCCCUGGCCUUCGGCGGACACAUCGCGUUUGCAAGUUACAACCCACCCAGGAACGACUGUGAGAAGGACGCGGUCAGCAUUGCCCUGGUGAACAGCAUGACCUCCCUGUACGCGUCCAUCGCCAUCUUCUCGGUCCUGGGGUUCAAGGCGGCCAAUGACCUCGGGCGCUGCCUGGAUGGGAACAUCCUCGUCCUGCUCGACGCCUUCGACCUCGCGGACCAGAGCAUCUCCAGGGAGGGCUACGCCGCCGCCCUCGCCCACCUGAACGCCUCCUGGCCGGGCAGGGUGGCCAGGCUGCCCCUGCAGACCUGCCGCCUGCGCGACUUUCUGGACAAGAGCGCCUCGGGCACCGGCCUGGCCUUCAUCGUCUUCACCGAGGCCAUCCUGCACAUGCCCGGCGCGCCCGGCUGGGCCGUGCUCUUCUUCGCGAUGCUCUUCACGCUGGGGCUGUCGUCCAUGUUCGGGAACAUGGAGGGGGUCAUCACGCCGCUGCUGGACUUGGGCGUCCUGCCCAAAUCGGUCCCCAAGGAGGUCCUGACAGGGGCGGCCUGCCUGCUCUGCUUCCUCUCGGCCACCUGCUUCACGCUGCAGUCAGGGAACUACUGGCUGGAGAUCUUCGACAGCUACGCGGCGCCCCCGAACCUCAUCAUUUUCGCCUGCUUCGAGGUGGUCGGCGUCGUUUAUGUUUACGGGAUGAAGCGGUUCUGUGACGACGUGGCCUGGAUGACCGGGAGGAAGCCUGGGCUCUACUGGCAACUGACCUGGAAGGCCAUCAGCCCCCUGCUGCUGCUGACCAUCCUUGUGGCCUAUGUGGUGCUUCUGGCCCGGACGCCACCAGGCUACAGCGCCUGGAACCCCCAAUAUGAGUGGUUCCCCGCGCGGCAGCCGAAGGCCUACCCGGGCUGGGUGCAGGCGGUCUGCAUACUCCUGUCCUUCCUGCCCAUGUUGUGGGUCCCCGGGGUGGCCCUGGCCCAGUGGCUCGCCCGGCGUGGACGGCGGCCCAGGGACGCGCAGCAGGACGACCACUGA
Molecule: messenger RNA, 1815 nt
Organism: Talpa occidentalis (Iberian mole)
Lineage: Eukaryota; Metazoa; Chordata; Mammalia; Eulipotyphla; Talpidae
Gene: SLC6A18
Product: solute carrier family 6 member 18
Exons: 12
Coding region: 1-1815 (604 amino acids)
Biological process (GO): sodium ion transmembrane transport
Cellular component (GO): plasma membrane
Source: RefSeq, a predicted model, not a curated record